CGUCCAUCAAGCUGUGACUUCGAAGGAAGGAAAAUGUUGGCCCGGGACGGAAUGAGUUAAACGUCAUUUUUACAUAUUCGUGUCACUGUUUUAAAGGUGUAAACGUGUGGUCUUGGGGUCCCAGUGCUCCGGCUGUUGUAAUGCAGACGGACCCACGUCCAGGAAUCCCAGCUUCCCCAGACACCCUCUCUGCCCACCCCUUCAUCCCCUUCGCAUUCCCUUCCCAAAUGUCAGGAUUUAUUAUUAGUGUUUUAGGUUUGGGAUGUGUGGCUGGCUGUGAUGUGUUUUCUAGUGCCCUUGAGUUUGUUUGUCUUUUUUUUAACUUCCUGAACAAUGCCUUCUGCAUUUAAGGGCUUAAAACUCUCACCCCCCUUCAAAUCUUUCCACCUUUGAGAGGGAAGGAUGAGGAUUGGAGGUAGGAAAAGAAUCGGAUCCCUCCCCCUCCCAGGAAACACACACCCUGUGAGUUGCAUAUGUCUCUCUGUGUAUUUAUUUAAUUUGAUUUUCCUGGUUGAGGUGGGGUGGCAGUAGGCAUUUUGCCAGGUUUGUUGCCUUUCGAAGUACUGACUCUAAAAUGGCUUCGGAACCCCCGUGUGUGCUGGCGUGCUGGGCCAGGCUGGCCUGCUGGUGGGGGCACGUUGGUUUCUUGGAAUGGUGUUUGAACGAUCCGCUGUGACUACAGUGGUAGGUUUACCGCUGAAGUCACCGCUCAUCCAAAAACAUGUUUUUCUAAGGACAGUUUGGACUACUGCCCAAACUCAGGGUGUGUGAGAUUUAUUUUAAAUGAGCGAUGUGCUUCCCGGGGUAUGGGAAACUAUAAAUGGGAAUUAUGUUCUCAAUCAUAAACUUUAUAGAGGAAAUUGACCCUAAAAUUUGGGGUGUCUGUAAUUCUAUGCCCAAUAAAGUUAUCAGUCUGGGGGUUUGCAAACCUCAGGAGCACAUGUUCGGGGUGUGUGUGCGUGUGUGUUAGCUCCAAAGGCUUCAGACUUGGGGGCUUGCUUCAGACCUUCAGUUGUAAUGCCAGAAAUGCUCAUAAUUAGCGUGGUUUCCCUUGUCGUUUCAGUUCUUGCGAUGAAAUGGUCAUGAGCAGUGGCAGAUUCUGGUGUUUGUCAGUGCUGUGUGUACUAGCUUGUUGGGCGGGAUGCUUGCUUUCUAGGAAACAACACUACAUUAAAACAUCAGGGAAGUUUUCCAGGACUCUUUUGAACUUGAACAUGACUGUGUUUUUAAAGUCAUUAGCUGUGGAUUACGUUGUAUACUUGCGGUACAGAGGGAAAGCAUGUUUUUCUAGAAACUGAGGACCUUGACGAGGAGAGGAAUUUUGUCAAAUGCAUUUGCUUCAAUGCCUCUUUCACUACACAGUGUUUCCUGGACCUUUUAGCUCUGCGAGAGUAAAAGGUUUCCAUAGGACCUCUACUUUGUAAACCACGUGUGCCUGCCAGUUGACAGGUGAAGUGAAUGUUUGGGACUUAAAAGUUCAAGGUGGUGUUGUCAUGUGAGCCUGCUGGCAGGUUCUUCCCAAUUCCAGGGCGGUGUUCCUCGCUGGCCUGUGGCCUCAUGACCACAGUUACACCCCCACUGGAGAUGUCAGGUGUUUCCCCUAGUUGUCUGUGAUGAUACGGACAGUCCCUUUCAACUCUGAUGCACAACUAGUGGUCAAGGUGUUGUGAUGCAGUUCUUUCCCCCUCCGCUACCCGGUUUGGUUUUCCUUGGCACACAUUCACUUGAUUCUAGGCACAUGUGCUGGUCGGAAUUCUUUUAAUGGUGUCUUUGUAUUUUUGGUGCUACCUAGGUGGAUCUGUAAUAAAGAACCCAGCCCACCAGGAGAGGGGGAAGGGAGGGGUUGAACUCUGAGGAGCUGGAACCCAAGAACCAUGUCUACGCGGGAAACCUUUAACCCAGAGACUUAUGAAUUGGACAAGAGCUUCCGGCUAACCAGAUUCACAGAACUGAAGGGCACAGGCUGCAAAGUGCCCCAAGAUGUCCUACAGAAGUUGCUGGAAUCUUUACAAGAAAACCACUUCCAAGAAGAUGAACAGUUUCUGGGAGCUGUCAUGCCAAGACUUGGCAUUGGAAUGGAUACUUGUGUCAUUCCUUUGAGACAUGGUGGGCUCUCCUUGGUUCAGACCACGGAUUACAUUUAUCCUAUCGUAGACGACCCUUACAUGAUGGGCAGGAUAGCAUGUGCCAAUGUCCUCAGUGACCUCUAUGCCAUGGGGGUCACGGAAUGUGACAAUAUGCUGAUGCUCCUCGGGGUCAGUAAUAAAAUGACCGACAGGGAAAGGGAUAAAGUGAUCCCCCUAAUUAUACAGGGCUUUAAAGAUGCAGCAGAGGAAGCAGGAACGUCGGUAACAGGUGGCCAAACGGUGUUAAACCCCUGGAUCGUUUUGGGAGGAGUUGCUACAACUGUCUGCCAGCCCAAUGAAUUUAUCAUGCCAGAUAAUGCAGUGCCAGGAGAUGUGUUGGUGUUAACGAAACCCCUGGGGACACAAGUUGCUGUCGCAGUGCAUCAGUGGCUGGACAUUCCUGAAAAAUGGAAUAAAAUUAAAUUAGUGGUCACCCAAGAAGAUGUGGAGCUGGCUUACCAGGAAGCAAUGAUGAAUAUGGCCAGGCUCAACAGAACAGGACUCAUGCACACAUUCAACGCCCAUGCUGCCACCGACAUCACCGGCUUCGGGAUUUUGGGCCACGCACAGAACCUAGCCAAGCAGCAGAGGAACGAGGUGUCAUUUGUGAUUCACAACCUUCCUGUGCUGGCUAAGAUGGCUGCUGUGAGCAAGGCCUGUGGAAACAUGUUUGGCCUCAUGCAUGGGACCUGCCCGGAGACAUCAGGAGGCCUUCUAAUCUGUUUACCACGUGAGCAAGCAGCUCGGUUCUGUGCAGAGAUAAAGUCCCCCAAAUAUGGUGAAGGUCACCAAGCAUGGAUUAUUGGGAUUGUAGAGAAGGGCAACCGUACCGCCAGAAUCAUAGACAAACCCCGGAUCAUCGAAGUCGCACCACAAGUGGCCACUCAGAAUGUGAACCCCACGCCCGGUGCCACCUCUUAAUCUAGGCAGAGGUAGCUGUUUGAUUUUGUUUUUAAAUAGAUCUAUUUCCUUUAUCAUCACUUCAAUUAAAGACUAUAAACAACAACAAAAAUCUCAUUGUGUCUACACAUCUGGUGACCGUAGGUCGAUUCGUGAGUGGAUACAAUUAAUUAAACCCAUGGCCUUUUUUUCCUGUUACAUUAACUGAAGAUGCACCUAAUCUUGAGGCAGCUUCUGAGUUGAGAAUUAUAUUGUUAUCCAAUACUGUUGAUUCAUUUUGAAUCUUUAGACACUUAUCUCUUGCCGCAUAGGCUCUUUUUAAAGGUGCUUUCAUGUAGCACAGACACUACCAGUAAGUAGUGUCCGAUAGCAGUUUUUGUCUUCAUUUUGUGUGUAUUUAUCAUAGAAGUUUCAUCAUUUUUUAAGUGUUUUGAGUGGCAUUCUGGAAAGAAGGAUUUGGUAAGUGUGACAUGAUGGCUUCCAAGCUAUAAGAGGGUUGCAUGAUUGCUCUGAAUCUGAUCACCCAAGAGCUCUCUCUGGCCCAGGACAUCCUGCAGUAGUGCAUUUAGUUCAGCAAGUCAAGUGCUUCACUCUGCAUGAAAAGCACUUUGAAGACGAAAAAGAAAUUUUAUUUCUUUAUUUUUUUUGUAGCCUUCCUGGUAUUUACAGUAGUAUCAUUAAUUAUUUUAUCAGUAGCCAAAAAAAGGAUACUUUUUGCAAUGUAAUUAGAUGUUCUAUAGUGCAACGAGGAAUUGCCUUCCAAAAGGGGGUUCGUGUAUAAUACUCAUUUGCGAUUCAAUAUAUAAUUACGCAAAUAAUUUUUAAAUAUAAUCAACAAUAAAGACUGUUGUGGAUGGUAGUGUUUAAUACAUUUUAUAUUUUGUAUAGUGAUCACAAGCCUUUUGUUAAAAUCAGCAGCUUAUUUAGCCUAAUUCUUAGCAUUAUUUUGCCCCUUGCACCAGUCCUUUUGUUGUGCAUGCAUUUUGUGAUCUGUGUUAAAAACUGGCAUUGCUAACAUUGCAGCUCAAACGAAAACUUGUUAUUCAAAUAAAUAUUUAAUUUUUUAAAUUGCUCUUGUAUAAUCAGAUACUCCUUUUGAUAUUAUUUUAGAAGCCUUGGGAGGGUUUUGCCUGAAAUACAAUUUAUCAGGGGAAAACUAGAUUUUAGUUUUAUAAAACUUCGAAGUCUUUCAUGGGACCUAUAUUUUCUUGAAUUGAAUUUUGUAGUUCUAGAACAAACAGGCUAUCUAAACAGGUGUUACUGUGUUGCUAAAAAUCAGAGGCUUCCUUACAUUGUCACCUGGUACCCAGGAGGAAACUCCUGUGGUGUGGAGCACAGGGACGUUGAGCCCUCCGGGGUCAUUCCCCAUCAGCAAAGGUCUCAUGCCCUCCGCCCAGGCCCUGAAUGCUUCCUGCUCACAGCACAAGAGCCGCUGUACCUGUGGACCUGUCUGCUUCCUGCCAGAGGAUCCAGCAAGGGAGAGAGGACGCUCACUGGAAGAGGCGUCAGGUGGCUGCGCCCUGCUGCAGGAACUGAAGCAGCUUCCCUACAUGAACACAGAACUGCGCCUGAGGUGCAUGAGAGGCUGCUGCAAAAGCUCAAGUUGCCUGGACGUUUUGUAGGGAUGGAUACAAAUGCUGGUCCUUGAGAGCCACAAGCCAGUGGCACGCAAAAUAAAAUGUGCUGGAAACUUCUGAGUGAGAAACAUCCACUGUGCAGCUUUGUUUCGUUGUUUUGGCAUUGGUUGAGUGAGUGUGAGCCACAUUCAUUGUAGUGUAUUUCCCUGGUGGUGGGUCUGUGGAGAGGAAGUGAGCUAAGUGGAUUCUGCACUUGAGAAAAUCGGCUUUAUGAGGAUUUCUCUUGAUAAAGAGGACUGUUUGGGUACUCGGAAUGUGUGAUCCCAGCAGGAAGAACUGGCCUUUCAAGUGAUCCCUAUUGGUAGGUCCAGCCUCCCAGGUAUCAGAAUCAUCUGAGGUGUUUGUCCAAAGGCAUACUCCUGCCCUAAAGAUG
Messenger RNA from Ochotona curzoniae (black-lipped pika), 5036 nucleotides. RefSeq names its product selenophosphate synthetase 1 (gene SEPHS1). Lineage: Eukaryota; Metazoa; Chordata; Mammalia; Lagomorpha; Ochotonidae. Bases 1875 to 3047 code for a protein of 390 amino acids. Gene Ontology annotation, cellular component: cytoplasm. The record is from RefSeq and is a predicted model, not a curated record. Gene Ontology annotation, molecular function: ATP binding; selenide, water dikinase activity. The transcript has 8 exons. Gene Ontology annotation, biological process: L-selenocysteine biosynthetic process.